Apodemus sylvaticus (European woodmouse) is the source of this 1203-nucleotide messenger RNA. Its product is annotated as lipase member N. The transcript has 9 exons. Gene Ontology annotation, molecular function: hydrolase activity, acting on ester bonds. The record is from RefSeq and is a predicted model, not a curated record. The coding region runs from base 1 to 1203 and encodes 400 amino acids. NCBI's taxonomy places the organism in Eukaryota, Metazoa, Chordata, Mammalia, Rodentia, Muridae.
AUGCCUGUGAUGUGGCUGCUUUUAACAGCGGCUUGUUUGAUACCUGGAACCUUAAGCGCUGGUGAACUCUUGGAUUUUGAAAAUAAGAUAAAUCCGGAAGUGUGGAUGAAUGCUAGUGAAAUAAUCAUGUACAAUGGCUACCCCAGUGAAGAGUAUGACAUCACCACUGCAGAUGGGUACAUCCUCGCCAUCAACAGGAUUCCCCACGGGAGAGCACAAACUGGGCAGACAGGCCCCCGGCCGGUUGUAUACCUGCAGCAUGCCUUGUUCGCAGACAAUGCCUACUGGCUUGAGAAUUUCGCCAAUGGAAGCCUCGGGUUCCUCCUAGCAGAUGCAGGUUAUGACGUGUGGAUGGGAAACAGUCGGGGGAACACUUGGUCAAGAAGACACAAAACUCUCUCCGCAAAUGAAGAGAAAUUCUGGGCUUUUAGCUUUGAUGAAAUGGCCAAAUAUGACCUCCCGGGGAUAAUAGAUUUCAUUGUGAAUAAAACAGGUCAGGAGAAGUUGUACUUCAUUGGACAUUCACUCGGCACAACAAUAGGGUUUGUAGCCUUUUCCACCAUACCUGAACUGGCACAAAGAAUCAAAAUGAAUUUUGCCUUGGGUCCUGUGAUCUCAUUCAAAUAUCCUACAAGCAUUUUUACCAGUUUUUUUCUACUUCCAAAAUCCAUAAUCAAGUUUUUGUUUGGUACCAAAGGUUUCUUUUUAGAAGAUAAGAAUUCAAAAAUGUCUUAUAUUACAGUCUGCAACAAAAAGCUACUCCGACCAAUGUGUAGUGAAUUUAUGUCCUUGUGGGCUGGAUUCAACAAAAAAAAUAUGAAUAUGAGUCGACUGGAUGUGUACAUGUCGCACGCUCCCACUGGAUCAUCAGUCCAGAACAUUCUGCAUAUAAAACAGCUUUACAAAUCUGAUGAAUUCAGAGCUUACGACUGGGGAAGUGAGGCUGAAAAUAUGAAUCACUACAACCAGAGUCGCCCUCCCUUGUAUGACCUGACCGCCAUGAAGGUGCCGACUGCCAUUUGGGCUGGUGGGCAUGAUGUGCUCGUAACGCCUCAAGAUGUAGCCAGGAUACUCCCCCAAAUUACGAAUCUACGCUACUUCAAGCAAUUCCCAGAUUGGAACCAUUUCGAUUUUGUCUGGGGCCUUGACGCCCCUCAAAGACUCUACAGUAAAAUCAUAAGUUUGAUGAAAGAAUAUCUCUAA